Sycon ciliatum is the source of this 1960-nucleotide messenger RNA. RefSeq lists its product as uncharacterized. Gene Ontology annotation, cellular component: nucleus. NCBI's taxonomy places the organism in Eukaryota, Metazoa, Porifera, Calcarea, Leucosolenida, Sycettidae. The transcript is spliced from 7 exons. Gene Ontology annotation, biological process: protein polyubiquitination. The coding region runs from base 361 to 933 and encodes 190 amino acids. The record is from RefSeq and is a predicted model, not a curated record. Gene Ontology annotation, molecular function: ubiquitin conjugating enzyme activity.
CGCAGAAAGCAUACAUGUUGGAUUGGCCUAGCAAGCAAGUCAAGCUUCCUCCUUUGUGUUCAAAGCUCUCCAGACAAUCUCCCGACGGCAUCUUGUGGCGAGUUGUCUCUUUGCUCAUCCCAAGCGUGGAGUUGCUACAGGGCCGAGCGACGGAUCGCGUCCAAAGAAAAGAAGGUUACAGGUUACAGGUUCAUCCACUGCAGUGCCCAGUACUCUCCAAUCACCAGUAGACCCAACGAUAUACCGGCAACAUUUCAGCUGCAUUACAGCAACAGCACUAGUUUGUAUUCUGCAUAGUAGCUGCCGUGCAGACUAACCAGUAUCAUACAGUGUUGAAGUUCACAGCCAGCCGAUUCCAAGAUGAGUGCCAGCGGCGGUGUUGCUUCUAGCUCUGGUUCCAGUGCCGCCGCCACGGCAGCCACCGCGCGGAGCAGCUCUGGCGGUUCAGCUAGCACUGGCCGAUCGUCUCGCCCCUCGCCGGUCAACAGCACUCUACAGCGCAGGUUGCAGAAGGAGCUCGCCGAAAUCCUGUCCGACCCGCCACCGAACUGCAGUGCAUCGCUAGUUGGUGACAAACUGACAGACUGGAUAGCAACGAUCAUGGGACCUUCAGACUCUGUCUACGAUAGCGGCGUGUUUUUCCUGAAGAUACACUUCCCGACAAACUACCCGUUUGAACCACCAAAGGUUGUGUUCAAGACCAGAAUCUAUCACUGCAACAUCAACAGUCAGGGUGAGAUCUGCCUUGACGUGCUGAAGGACACGUGGAGUCCUGCCAUGACAAUCCGCACAGUUCUUCUCUCCGUCUGCUCUCUUCUCACUGACUGCAAUCCAGAUGACCCUUUAGUCGCUGGCAUUGCGCGCCAGUAUCUGCAAGAUCGCAGCGAGCAUGACCGUAUGGCCAAGGACUGGACAAGACGCUUUGCACGGUGAUCACACAGCUGCUGUCAAGUUUUACCAGCACCGCUGUGCUCUCCUGCUCCGGACAGCCCAGUAAGAAGUUUGAAAAUUCCUGGUGUGAUUAUAGCAACAAAAAAAGUGUUCUAUCCAGCUGAUGAUAUACUAUGUGACAGCAACCUGCUUCCUUUCUCUCUCUGCCAGCCCGGCAUCCUUUUAGUGCUUCAAGUUGUCGACAGCCGUGUCAAUAUCGGUGCAAAAGUAUUUGAAAUGUGUGUAUGUGUGUGUGCGUGUGUGCAGGCACGCGUGUGUGAUGUGAUAUCAUGUAGCACAGCGCGUGACCAUACGCGGUGAGUUUGUGAUCUCUUUUUUAUUUUCAUCGUUGAUGUUGGGUGCCGUGUUGAGUUGCUUUUCUUUGCUAUAUUAUAUUAAUGCAUGCGGCCUUGUCACCUGCAAUCACGCAGUGUUCACCCACCCCUACUAGCCUUGGUGCAACACCAUAGUCACCAUGGCCCAGUCAGUACUACUACUUAGAAUCCAUCACCCCACACACCAUCAGCUCAGUUCUAACCCACAGCCGUUCAGAAUCCACACUGUACACUUCCCAGGUCAUGGACCUACUCUAGGCAGCCAGCCAACGGAUACCACCUAAUACUAGCCGUGAUCUCUGGUUUAUCCACCCACUCACAACGUGCCCACAAUUUGGUGUGAUAACAGAUAGCGCUUCACGCUUCACACUCUUCUUCGCAAUGUCUACCUCCGUGUUGGUAUUCACAUGUCUAUGGGCGGAUUGUAUUGUACUUGUAUAGCACAUUGAUUUUGUUGUGCUUUUGUUUUUUAUUUAUACUUCUUAAAAGUGUUGCGUGCCAGAGCUUAGCGCUUCCACAGAAAUACAGAAAAGUGUUGUGUUGUGUUUCUCAGCUUAUCAAAUGCCCGUUGCUUCAGGAGCUAUCCUUUUUAUCACAUAAUUAUUGAAGAUUGCCUACAGAUAAUUAUACAGAACAUUUUUGUGGCACUAUCUCUUUCAAGUUUUUGUUUCUAAAACUAAUCAACAACAGGAUGA